AUGGUUGAUGCCAUGUGGAAGGUGAUUGUUUCAUUGAUCCUGUUUACGGUCAGCCCUGGGGAUGGACUGUUUCGCUCCAUAUACCGAAAUACCCAUGUUUCCAAGCCAUUCAAGGGAAAUGCAGGACGGCCUCUAUUUCUUAGCUCUUAUAUCAAAGCUGGGAAGAUCAAGGAGGGAAAAAAGAAGAGCAUGGUUAGUCCUUUCCCUGGAAUGAGCCUGAAGAGUUACUCCGGCUACCUCACGGUGAAUAAGACUUACAACAGCAACCUCUUCUUCUGGUUCUUUCCGGCUCAGGUGGACCCUGAGGAAAGCUCAGUAGUCCUCUGGCUUCAGGGUGGUCCUGGAGCAUCCAUGUUCGGACUCUUUGAAGCUGGGCCUUAUGUUAUCACACGUAACAUGACUGUUCUUGCCAGAGACUUCCUUGGACCACCUACCUUUUCCAUGCUUUACGUAGACAAUCCAGUGGGCACAGGCUUUAGCUUCACCGACAGCCUCCAGGGAUACGCCGUCAGUGAGGAAGAUGUCGCCAAAGACUUGUACCGUGCACUGGUUCAGUUUUUCCAGUUGUUCCCUGAGUAUGCGACGAAUAACUUUUAUGUCACUGGGGAGUCUUACGCAGGGAAAUAUGUGCCGGCCAUAGCGCACUAUAUCCACACCCUCAACCCCUCGAAGGACUUCAAGAUCCAACUGGAAGGAAUCGCCAUUGGAGACGCAUACUCUGAUCCCGAAUCGAUUAUAGGAGGCUAUGCAACAUUCCUAUACCAAAUUGGCCUGUUGGAUGAGGAGCAGCAAAAGUACUUCCAUAAGCAGUGCAGCAAGUGCAUAAAAUACAUCAAAGAGCAGGAGUGGCUGAAGGCCUUUGAAAUCCUGGAUAAGCUGCUGGACGGUGAUUUAACAAACGAUCUAUCCUACUUCCAGAAUGUGACAGGAUGCACCAAUUACUACAACUUCUUAGAGUGCGCGGAGCCUGAGGACCAAAGUUACUAUGGGAAAUUCUUGUCACUCCCACAAGUGAGAGAAGCCAUCCAUGUGGGAAACCGGACUUUCAGUGACGGUGCUGUUGUUGAGAAGUACUUGCGAGAGGACACACUGCAGUCGGUGAAGCCCUGGCUAGCUGAGAUCAUGGAUCACUACAAGGUUCUGCUCUACAAUGGCCAGCUGGACAUCAUCGUGGCAGCUGCCUUGACAGAGCGCUCCUUGAUGACCAUGAAUUGGAAGGGAUCAGAUGAAUACAAAAAGGCCCAAAGAAAGGUUUGGAAAAUCUUCAAAUCUGAUAACGAUGUGGCUGGUUAUGUGCGACAAGUGGAUAAAUUCUACCAGGUAAUUGUCCGAGGUGGAGGACACAUUUUGCCCCAUGACCAGCCGCUGAGAUCUUUUGAUAUGAUCAAUCGAUUCAUCUUUGACAGAGGAUGGGAACCUUAUAAUUCAUAA
Arvicola amphibius (Eurasian water vole) is the source of this 1431-nucleotide messenger RNA. RefSeq names its product carboxypeptidase vitellogenic like (gene Cpvl). NCBI's taxonomy places the organism in Eukaryota, Metazoa, Chordata, Mammalia, Rodentia, Cricetidae. Gene Ontology annotation, molecular function: serine-type carboxypeptidase activity. Gene Ontology annotation, biological process: proteolysis. The record is from RefSeq and is a predicted model, not a curated record.